AUGAUGGCAAAGAAACCGAUAUGGGAAUGGAUCCCCAACUGCCAACAAGUGUUCGAUACGCUCAAAGCAAAGUUUGUCUCGGCCCCCAUGCUCCUCAUGCCAGACAAGAUGAAACCUUUUAUCAUCGAGUCCGAUGCCUCGCUUGUGGCUACAGGAGCGGUAUUAAGACAAACUGAUGUCAACGGAGACCUCCACCCAUGUGGCUAUUUGUCAAAAUCGUUUAACCCAGCCGAACGGAACUACGAGAUCUAUGACAGAGAACUAUUAGGAAUCGUUCGUACCCUUGAAGAAUGGUGCCAUUACCUCGAUGGCUCUCUUCAUCCGAUAGUAAUACACAGCGAUCACAAAAACCUGACCUACUACCGGACAGCCCAGAAGCUGAACAGACGCCAAGCGCCAUGGAGUCUUUUCUUAUCCCAGUUUGAACUCCAGUUGGUGCACGUCCCAGGAAUGCAAAUGAUACAGUCGGACACCCUAUCUCGGCUGCUUGGAAAGGGUGACCGAGAUCAUGAUAAUGAAGAUCGUAUCCUCCUCCCAGAAGCAUUGUUCAUGCAUUCGAUAUCGACACAAUUAUACUAA
This is a messenger RNA of Sparassis crispa, 579 nucleotides long. RefSeq lists its product as hypothetical. The coding region runs from base 1 to 579 and encodes 192 amino acids. NCBI's taxonomy places the organism in Eukaryota, Fungi, Basidiomycota, Agaricomycetes, Polyporales, Sparassidaceae. The transcript has a single exon. The record is from RefSeq and is a predicted model, not a curated record.